Messenger RNA from Saccharomyces mikatae IFO 1815, 1347 nucleotides. RefSeq names its product UDP-N-acetylglucosamine--dolichyl-phosphate N-acetylglucosaminephosphotransferase (gene ALG7). The record is from RefSeq and is a predicted model, not a curated record. Gene Ontology annotation, cellular component: membrane. The coding region runs from base 1 to 1347 and encodes 448 amino acids. Lineage: Eukaryota; Fungi; Ascomycota; Saccharomycetes; Saccharomycetales; Saccharomycetaceae. The transcript has a single exon. Gene Ontology annotation, biological process: protein N-linked glycosylation; dolichol-linked oligosaccharide biosynthetic process. Gene Ontology annotation, molecular function: UDP-N-acetylglucosamine-dolichyl-phosphate N-acetylglucosaminephosphotransferase activity.
AUGUUGCGAUUUUUUUCAUUUAUAGUGGUCACAUGCUUUUUCUACUAUUCUAAAAGUCAGGGUCUAUCCGCUCUUGUUGCGGCGGUUGGAUUUGGUAUAGCAGGGUAUUUCGCUACAGAUUGGUUAAUUCCACGAGUGGGAAAAUCCUUCAUCAAAAUAGGCCUAUUUGGUAAAGAUUUAAGUAAACCUGGUCGUCCUGUGCUUCCAGAAACAAUUGGAGCUAUUCCUGCUGGAGUUUACUUAUUUGUUAUGUUCAUUUAUAUACCGUUCAUUUUCUACAAGUAUAUGGUCAUUACCACUUCAGGCGGCGGUCAUCGUGAUGUAUCAGUGAUUGAAGGUAAGGAUAUGGACUCUACUAUUUUUCCUCAUGACAAAUUAUCCGAAUAUUUGAGCGCUAUCCUCUGCUUGGAAAGUACGGUUCUCUUGGGUGUCGCGGAUGAUUUAUUUGAUUUGCGUUGGAGACACAAGUUUUUCCUACCUGCUAUAGCGGCUAUACCAUUGUUAAUGGUUUAUUAUGUGGAUUUUGGCGUCACACAUGUGCUUAUUCCAGGGUUUAUGGAGCACUGGUUGAAAAAGACUAGCGUUGAUCUAGGGUUAUGGUAUUAUGUUUAUAUGGCCGCAAUGGCGAUUUUUUGCCCUAACUCUAUCAACAUCUUAGCCGGCGUUAAUGGUCUAGAGGUCGGCCAGUGUAUAGUGUUAGCCGUUUUAGCAUUAUUGAACGAUUUAUUGUAUUUUUCAAUGGGCCCAUUAGCCACAAGGGACUCCCAUAGAUUUUCUGCUGUUUUGAUUAUCCCUUUCUUGGGUGUAUCUCUGGCGCUAUGGAAGUGGAACCGUUGGCCUGCUACAGUGUUUGUGGGUGACACAUAUUGCUAUUUCGCUGGUAUGGUGUUUGCAGUGGUUGGGAUAUUAGGGCAUUUUUCUAAGACGAUGCUCUUGUUAUUCAUUCCUCAAAUUGUUAAUUUUAUUUAUUCUUGUCCUCAAUUAUUCAAGCUGGUACCUUGCCCAAGACACAGGUUGCCUAAAUUUAACGAAACGGAUGGUUUGAUGUAUCCGUCAAGAACAAAUUUAAAGGAAGAACCACCAAAGUCCUUUUUCAAACCAAUCUUGAAGUUACUUUACUGCCUUAAUUUGAUCGACGUAGAAGUUGAUGAAAAUAAUGAAAUGAUAAGCAUUUCUAAUAUGACGCUGAUAAACUUGGCAUUGGUAUGGUUUGGACCCAUGAGGGAAGACAAAUUGUGUAAUACGAUCUUGCAGUUGCAAUUCUGUAUUGGGGUCUUAGCUUUGAUAGGGAGACAUGCAAUAGGUGCUAUACUUUUUGGGCACGACAAUCUAUGGACUGUACGUUAA